CCACCGUAAAGCGACAAAAGCGUCGUAAAAGCUAAGGCAAGAAGUUCUUGCCCGCGGGCAAAAUGGCGGCUGAACGCACCCUUGAAGAAACGGGGUGAGGCCAACUGUCAUUCCCGCCAUUUUGGUUACGGGCGGCUGCAGCCCUUUCAACUCCGGCUUCGAUGGGGCUGCGGGGGCUCGUGGUUCCCGCGCUGGGCUUGGCUGCCGCCUGGCUGCUGGGCCUCGGGUUCGAUCCCAGCUCCUGGCCGCUCCCUUCCUUCUCCGGGCGGGGCCGGCUGCUGAGCCCCGCCGAGCUCGCGCGUUACACGGGCGCGCAGGGCGGCCCCGGCCUCUACCUGGCGGUGCUGGGGCAGGUGUUCGACGUGCGCCGGGGGCACAAGCACUACGGGCCGGGGGGGGCCUACAGUGUCUUCGCAGGGAAAGACGCCUCCAGGGCUUUUGUGACGGGAGAUUUCACCUACGCCGGCCUUGUGGAUGAUGUUUCUGGGUUAUCUCCAUCAGAAAUGUUGACGAUAAAAAACUGGCUCUCUUUCUACAGUGAGAACUACAUCUUUGUUGGCAAACUGGUAGGAAGAUUCUAUGAUGAAAAUGGGGCACCCACAAGAGCUCUGGAACAGGCCAAGGCUGUCAUCGAAGAAGUGCUGAAGUUCAAUGGACAAAAGGAUGAGAAGAAGCAGUUCCCUCCCUGUAACUCUGAAUGGAGCUCAACCAGUGGCAGCAGAUUCUGGUGUUCCAAACAAAGUGGGGGAGUGAACAGAGAUUGGAUUGGAGUCCCCAGGAAGCUGUACAAGCCUGGUUCCAGUGAUAGUCACUGUGUGUGUGUAAGAACUACUGGACUUCCCUCUGGACAAUUGGAUUCUACUGAACACAGUGACAGAGGUGACUUGGACAAUCCUAACUUGCAAGAAUACAAGGGAUGCUAUACACUAGCUGACUGGUGCGUGUUAAAAGAUUAAGGGAAUAGCCAUGUUAGACUCGAUAUGCAUUUAUUGUCCUAAAAUGAAAUGGUUGAUUAGGUACAAUAAAAACAAUGCAUGUUUUGAACCUUACAGUGGAUUCUCUGUUAUCUAAAUCUGGGGAGACUUAAACAGGAAUCAGUUUGUAUAAGUUAUACUUGAGUAUAUGUAAACAUGUGAAAAUGGCAGUAGAAGCAAGGGAAAUGUGAGCAUAGUAAGGAAAAUGUUAAAACAGAUCUUUGCUGAUAGCUGUUUCUACAGCUGCUUGUUGGUGCAUUGGUACUUAAUUUUGACAAGAAAAAGUUUUUCUUCUGCAAUCAAGAAGUAGAUGUAUGUAUGGAAUGGUGCUGGUGGAUGUAAUAGCUCAUGGGCGGUGAGCUUGAAGCUAGCACACCACUACAGCCCUGUUUUCACUGACAAGCAUACAAACCAGCCCCCCCUCUUCCCUCCUGUCACAAUAUGGCUGCUCUUACAGCAGAGUUAUGCUAACAUUCACUAAUCUUCCUGUACCACCAUGAACUUGCUGAGAAAUGACUUAGCAUUGUAGAGGCUUCAGUUAUUUCUACAGUCAUGUUAAACAUUUACUAGGCUGUAUGGUUUAAACUAUCCAAAAGCUACACUUGUCAAAUGAAUCCAGGACACUAGGUGAUGCAUUCAGUGUUUCUACUAUUUGUUGGGUACAGGAAACAUUAAGGUAUACCCAGUCCAUCUCUAUCCUCUCCCUCCACAUAUUUCCUAUAACUUGCUAUUUCCAUAAAACUUACAAGCCAUGAGUCACCUGUUCUAACUGAACCAUGAAAGUGAUGCACAGGCAGGUAACUGAUUUUUCUGCUAUAAUCCAUCUUUCCUCCUCCCUUACUCUUAUUUACAACCUCUACAUGUUGCAUUGUCUCUAAUUAGAUUGCAAAGGCUUUAGGGCAGAAAUCAGGGCUUUGAAAAGAUCCAACCCAUGUGUUCUAAUUUGCAAAAUCCAAUAGUGGUGUGUGCUGCCUAAAUAAUUCAAGUUAGUACUGUUCUGUGCAGGGGCUACUCUGUACAAAUUAGUGCAUUAAACUGUUUUACAAAAGA
This is a messenger RNA of Dermochelys coriacea (leatherback sea turtle), 2024 nucleotides long. Its product is annotated as neuferricin. The record is from RefSeq and is a predicted model, not a curated record. Gene Ontology annotation, cellular component: endomembrane system; membrane. The transcript has 4 exons. The coding region runs from base 162 to 956 and encodes 264 amino acids. NCBI's taxonomy places the organism in Eukaryota, Metazoa, Chordata, Testudines, Dermochelyidae.